ACGCUACCAAGUCGUGAGUCGUGACUUGAAGUCGUAACUUACGGGCUAAACAUUAUGUCUGGAACGCAGCAGCAUUAGCUAAUGUCAAUAUCUGCGGUUACGUAGCUAAUGUUACAGGUCACAGGAAACUCCGACACACAACCCAAAGUCGAGUCAUAUGUAGAUUUUAUUUUUGUCACAAAGGCCGUUAAAUCGUAUAUAAACAGACACUCUCUUGUCCAAUGCUAUUUAAAAUAUGGAUAAGUCCACCGUGUUGAACACAGCGGGUGGAGAGGGUGCAGAUAAAUGUUUUAUCUGUCUGAGCCCCUUUGAAAAGCAAUCAGUGGCCUCUCUGGAGAACUGCCAGCAUGUCUUUUGCCUUGAAUGUAUUCUGCAAUGGUCCCAGACAGCCAACACCUGCCCAGUGGAUCGGAGCAGUUUUGCUUUCAUCCACCAGAGAUGGUGUCCUGGAGGGGACAUUCAAAAGAAGAUCAAAGUGAGGACGAAGAAAAAGGAGGAGGAGGAGGAUGAAGAGGAGGGGAGCAAUGCUGUUAUCUGUGAGGAAUGUGGACGCAGUGACCGCAGGCACCGGCUGCUAGUGUGCAUCCGCUGUGAUUCAGGGUAUCAUAUGGAGUGCUUGACACCCUCUUUAAACACAGGCCCUGACGGUGACUGGAUGUGUCCUGAGUGUGCGCUCAGUCCUCAGCAUACAGACCCCUCCGUGGUGGAGGGGGAGAUCAGUGAUGGAGAAUUAACAGACCUCCUAGCUGAAGCAGAUGAAACUGCGUCUACCGGCGGUCGCCUUCGGCCCUCCACCAUAAAUCGUCCCAGCAGCUCCCGCGAACGACAACACAGCCAGAGGAUCCUGAGCAGGGCCAGCAGCAAUCCUCAUCCUCGCCCCCAAACCUCCUGGCGUGUGCCUAAAUACCUGUUAGGGGCAUCAACGCCUGCAGUCACAACAGAUGAAGUAGCUGCACUACAUCCCAGUGACACCAGUAGCGCUUCAGUCACAUUAAAGAAGAGAAAAAGAAAGAUGCGUGCAACUUGAGCUCCUGAAGCUUCUGACGUCAACAAGAGUAGACGUUGGAAGUUGGUGUGUAUCGUCACUGUGUGAUGAAGGUGCUCUUGUCUAAAGAUGACCACAUGGUGGCAGCAUUGUGUUAGCAGUUGGGUGUUGAGUUCCAGCCAUAAACAUUAUGCCAAGGCACCUUCUGCUGUUGCUAUAUAUAUAUAUAUAUAGUUUUUUUUAUAUAUUUAUAUUUACUAUUUUUGUUACCCUUUGAAAAAAAAUUACUGUUAAAUGUUUUUGUUAAACUUAUAAGGCUGGCAUUAUUCUAUACUUUACUUACUGUCAAUAAAUCCCAU
This is a messenger RNA of Sander lucioperca (pikeperch), 1344 nucleotides long. Its product is annotated as PHD and RING finger domain-containing protein 1-like. NCBI's taxonomy places the organism in Eukaryota, Metazoa, Chordata, Actinopteri, Perciformes, Percidae. The record is from RefSeq and is a predicted model, not a curated record. The transcript is spliced from 7 exons. Bases 236 to 1027 code for a protein of 263 amino acids.